Molecule: messenger RNA, 2196 nt
Organism: Zophobas morio
Lineage: Eukaryota; Metazoa; Arthropoda; Insecta; Coleoptera; Tenebrionidae
Product: protein brambleberry-like
Exons: 4
Coding region: 157-1866 (569 amino acids)
Source: RefSeq, a predicted model, not a curated record
AAAACAGGUGAUAAACGGUUUUCCUCCGGUCAUCCAUCUGUCAAUAAUGAAUUUAAAAUUUGUGAUAAAAAGCGAAAUACUAACAUUUAUAUUAGUUUUCCGUUAAAACGAUCACAUCACACCUAGUCACUAUUUACUUAUUACAUUCAAAACAAAAUGUAUUUGAACGGCGUAAUUCUUUUAACAAUUUUAACCGUUUUCCAAACCCAGCGUGUUGAAUCAAGUUUAAUUGAUUAUGUAAAAAAUUAUUUUAAUUACGAAGAACCCGAGACCGACGUGGGCGAAUUUGCCCAAAGAAUCCCCUACGAAGUCUCCACGGUGGAUGAAAAAUUUAUAUCAGAAGCGGCAAAGCUCACAGGUGUUGCUUUAUCAGAGCUCGACUCCUGCCAACAGAGAGUGGUAUUGAAGCUCAAAUCUGACUGUGAUAAGAUGAAUGAUGAGCAGCUGGCGAAAAUGGCGGUUCAUCUUUUGAACUGCCAGUCGUACGUAGAGGGGCGCCAGAUUUUUCCGUGUACAGACGACAUGAGCAUAGGGGAGUGCACCAGAAGCAUGGAUUCGGAUACGUGGACUAGCUACCACUUGAUGAGUAACCGAGCAAAGGCGGUGUGCUACUCAAUCCGGCAAAUGCAGUUUCGGGGCAUGGCUGAGCACACAGUGAACAGGUUGAUGGACGUGGCUAGAGAUCAGUUGAAAACGUUGGGGAAAAUCCACGAAAAUCAGCAGGAUUUGCAAGACAUAGCCCAACACACUUUGACUUCGUUGUCAGAGGGUCAUUCGGUUUUAGCUGAUCAGCAGAAGGACAUCCAGAAGGCGCAGUUCCAUGGACAGUUGGCGUUGGAAGAUAAUAUUAGGAAGUUGUCGCAGGAGAAGGAGUUGAUUGUGGAUACACACAAUCAAUUAGUGCAUAUGACGCACAAAAUCCAGAAAAAAUUAGAGGAUUCGAGUAGGAAUUUGGAGCAGCAGGCGGGGGAGAGUCGCCAGAAUCAUCAAGAGUUGUUGGAUGAUUUGAUAGCCAUACAGAACAAAGCACACGCGAUUUUUGAAAGAAUAGAAGCGUCGUCUAAAUUGCUCCUAGAACAAAACCAAAAUUUCAAAAUUCAGUACGAAGAAACGUUGAAGAAUCUGGCUGAAGUCAAUAAGACUGUUCAUAAUUUGGUGACGCUGGUUGGGGGUACAAGGCAGGCUUUGGAGGAACGUUUGACGUGGUUGACUACGGCGCUAGGGGGUACCGAUUUGGCUGUGGAGCGCUUGUAUCUUAUAAUAUGGCAUACGGCUUUCAUGUUGGUGUCAAUGCUAACAUGUGCUUUUCUUUCGGCGCGGUUGUCUACAAGGGUGAUGGUGGCAACACUGCCGCCGCUAAAUUUAGGUCUCGCGCUGUUUGGGAACGAAAAUCAGAUGGGGCCGUUGAUGCUAGGGAGUACAAUCAUGAGUUUCGUGUUUGCUCAAACUAUAUUAUUGUGGGCAAUGUCUUUCCGCAGCACCGUCAGAGAAACCCUCCCUUGGAUAACAUUCCCAGCCCUCAAACAAGAAACCCCGGUUUCAACCAAACGGGAAACCCCGGUUUCAACCAAACAAGGAACACCAACCCGAGACGACGGCGACUUCGACCGAAUGAGCACAGGCCUAGCCAGUGAAUUGGAGGACGAUUUUAAUAUGAAUAGUUUAGGCUCUCCAACCCCCCCUCAUUCCAGAAGCGGUUUUUACAGACCUAGGUCUAGAAGUAACACUCCUUUAAUUUUAAAUGGCGGUGCUAGAGGCACAUGCCAUGCUAAAACCAGAAUGGGAACACCAUGUAAACUGUCGAGUUUACCGGGAAGGGAUUAUUGUUAUAGGCACCAGUCAGGUGACUCGGUAAUGGGGUCAUAAUUUUAGUCAUUUGUGAUAAAAAAGUCACUGAUUGCUCGAAAAAAAUAGCUGAGUGGAGGGAGUUUUAUUUAUUUAUUAUUUUGAUUUUAAUUAUUAUUAUAUUUUUUUAAGUACGUAAGUAACUUGUAGUUGAUUUUACAUUUAAGGAGGCGCAAACGUUCGUUGUUAUGUACUUCUAGUCUAGUGUAGGACUGAUUUCUCUUCCUUUUUUAUUUUAUUGUCUUCACUCAGUCAAGAGCAACUGAACUAAUUUUACAAGUACAAGCCCACUGUACAGUCUAUAUUUAUGUAUCAGUAUAAAAUACGAAAUAAAUUAUUUUCUCACGAGGA